AUGAACAGUGUUUGCUGCCUGGUCCUGGCCGCCCUAAGCCUGUGGCCCGAUAGAGCUGCUGCCCCGGGGCCGCCGCCCGCCCCGCCGCGGGCCUCCCCGGACCCUCGCGCUGAGCUGGACAGCGCUGUCCUCCUGACCCGCUCCCUCCUGGCGGACACUCGGCAGCUGGCCGCACAGCUGAGAGACAAAUUCCCAGCUGACGGAGACCACAGCCUGGAUUCGCUCCCCACCUUGGCCAUGAGUGCGGGGGCGCUGGGAGCGCUGCAGCUCCCAGGAGUAUUGACACGGCUGCGGGCAGACCUGUUCUCCUACCUGAGGCAUGUGCAGUGGCUGCGACGCUCAGGAGGCCCUUCCCUGCGGACCCUGGAGCCUGAGCUGGGCACCCUGCAGGCCCGGCUGGACCGGCUGCUGCGCCGGCUGCAGCUCCUGAUGUCCCGCCUGGCCCUGCCCCAGGCGCCCCCAGACCCUCCGGCACCCCCCCUUGCGCCCCCGGCCUCAGCCUGGGGGGGCAUCCGGGCAGCCCACGCCAUCCUGGGGGGGCUGCAGCUGACGCUCGACUGGGCCGUGCGGGGCCUGCUGCUGCUGAAAACUCGGCUGUGA
Messenger RNA from Budorcas taxicolor (takin), 600 nucleotides. It is a transcript of the gene IL11, whose product is annotated as interleukin 11. The transcript has 5 exons. Gene Ontology annotation, molecular function: cytokine activity; growth factor activity. Lineage: Eukaryota; Metazoa; Chordata; Mammalia; Artiodactyla; Bovidae. The record is from RefSeq and is a predicted model, not a curated record. Gene Ontology annotation, cellular component: cytoplasm. Gene Ontology annotation, biological process: positive regulation of cell population proliferation; positive regulation of MAPK cascade. The coding region runs from base 1 to 600 and encodes 199 amino acids.